Parnassius apollo (apollo) is the source of this 561-nucleotide messenger RNA. NCBI's taxonomy places the organism in Eukaryota, Metazoa, Arthropoda, Insecta, Lepidoptera, Papilionidae. The record is from the annotation of a GenBank genome assembly.
AUGAAUAAUGAAGUGCACAAAAAAUCUUAUAGAUUGCCAAAUGAAGUAUACCAAACUGCUAACAUAUCGAAACUUCUUAUUGUUAUAGAAGAUGGUAAAGCAGAUGCUUUCAAAGGAAAGACUCACGAAGAGAUCGAUUUAGAUAUGAAUGAAGAGCUAGAUGAAGAGGUUCGAUUCGGAAAGAGGAACGAUCAAAUACUCGAUUAUGAUUGUAAGCUAAUCGAAACUGUCAACUCUGAUUGCAUUCAACAAAUGCGUAGUCAAAACAAUUUAUCUCAGGCUAGACCAUCCGGUAUUCGGACUUCACAACAAUGCGUCACCGAGCAGAUAACACAGGUAUUAAAUACCAGAAAUAAAAUAAAAACAGGAAAGAAAAGAACAUUAGUACCUUUGACGUCGGAAAAAUUUUUCAAAUUACACAUUAAAAAUAAACAACUACCUAGAAAACAUGAAUGUGAAAUAUUAAAAGAACAAUACGGAGAUUUGCUGGAAAACAAAGACUGGCUUAAAAUUAGAGUUUUUGUGCAAAAUAUUUACUUUCAAAAAUUAACGAAUUAUUAA